Physella acuta is the source of this 1094-nucleotide messenger RNA. RefSeq names its product procathepsin L. Gene Ontology annotation, biological process: proteolysis. NCBI's taxonomy places the organism in Eukaryota, Metazoa, Mollusca, Gastropoda, Physidae. The record is from RefSeq and is a predicted model, not a curated record. Gene Ontology annotation, molecular function: cysteine-type peptidase activity.
GUUUGGCCUUACAAUGGGCAUACGAUUUGAUCUAAACAGGCAAGAUGUACAGCCUUGUGUUGUGUGCUGCUCUACUGACGUGUGUCCAUUCACUGAAUCACGAGCUAAAUGACCUUUGGCUCAGCUACAAGAUGAGAUACAACAAGUCAUAUUCCAGCCGGAUGGAGCUCAUUAGACGUGAGAUUUGGGAAGCGAACAUCGAGUUGAUUGAGAGACACAAUAUCCUUGCGGACAGGGGACUUCACAGCUACUGGAUGGGAGAGAAUAGGUUCUCUGACAUGACAACAGCAGAAUUCAAGCAGACAAUGAACGGGUUCCGGUCUCAAGACAAAAGGCCAAGCAGUCUCCAGUACAUACCCACAGCAGUCUCAGUUCCAGAUUCGGUAGACUGGAGGGUCAAAGGUUAUGUCACACCAGUCAAAGAUCAGGGCGACUGUGGUUCUUGUUGGGCUUUUUCUAGCACUGGUGCACUCGAGGGCCAGCAUUUCAAGAAGACAGGCAAACUAGUUUCCCUUUCUGAACAGCAGUUGAUCGAUUGUUCACGGGCUUACGGUAACAAAGGCUGUGACGGUGGACUAAUGGACCCUUCAUUUACUUACAUUCACGAGAACAAUGGCAUUGACACAGAGGAAUCCUAUCCCUACAAAGCAAAGAAUGGUGCCAAGUGCCUGUAUAAUCAGUCGGAUGUUGGGGCUACUGAUACUGGAUUUGUUGACAUCCAGUCUGGCAGUGAGGAAGCUUUAAAGCAGGCGUUGGCUACCAUAGGACCAAUUAGUGUCGCCAUUGAUGCUGGUCUAGGAUCUUUCCACCGCUACAAGUCUGGGGUGUACAACGACGAUCAAUGUAGUUCAGAGGUUUUAGAUCAUGCAGUUCUCGCUGUCGGCUAUGGUACAGAGAAUGGAACGGAUUAUUGGAUUAUCAAAAACAGCUGGGGUCCGGCAUGGGGCGACAAAGGCUACAUUCGUAUUGCCAGGAAUCAAGAUAACUUGUGCGGUGUUGCCACAUUGGCCAGCUACCCUCUAGUUUGAAGAGCGAUCUUUCAUCCAUUAUUUUUAUUGAACGUAUUAAUUCUUUUUAUUUUUGCUGUUGAUUAA